Molecule: messenger RNA, 9959 nt
Organism: Dromaius novaehollandiae (emu)
Lineage: Eukaryota; Metazoa; Chordata; Aves; Casuariiformes; Dromaiidae
Gene: SLC35F5
Product: solute carrier family 35 member F5
Exons: 17
Coding region: 290-1729 (479 amino acids)
Cellular component (GO): membrane
Source: RefSeq, a predicted model, not a curated record
GCUCGGCGAUGGAUUCUCCGCGCGCGGCGCAGCCGACGCCGCUCGCGCACGCCUCCAUCUUAGGGGGAGGGAGGGGCAGGGCGGGCAGCGGGCGGCGCUGCCGCCGGACGGAGCUGCGGGCCCCAGCGCGGCGCUCAGAAGAUCUUCACGUAACUGGCUGAAAAAUGGUUCUGCAAGAUGACAGCCCCAACUCUAACACGGUUAAAAUGGAGACCAUCUUCACUUUGACGUGAUGUGUGAAGUUUGCUAGUUUUCGUUCUUGUUUUGAAAUUAUUGUGAAAGGUUACAAAUGGUGUGGGUUUUUAUCAUGAAUCGAAUGAGCUCCCAGAGCAAUUCAUCCACUCAGCGUAGGCGAAUGGCUCUAGGAAUUGUCAUUCUUCUCCUUGUUGAUGUGAUAUGGGUUGCCUCUUCAGAACUCACUUCUUAUGUUUUUACAAAGUACAACAAACCUUUUUUCAGUACUUUUGCAAAAACAUCCAUGUUUGUUCUUUAUCUCUUGGGAUUUAUCGUUUGGAAACCAUGGAGGCAACAGUGUACACGUGGGUUUCGUGGAAGACAUGCAGCUUUUUUUGCAGAUGCUGAAGGUUAUUUUGCUGCCUGUGCAACAGACAACGCUGUAAACAGUUCUCUGAGUGAACCUUUAUAUGUUCCUGUAAAGUUUCAUGAUUUGCCAACUGAAAAAAGUAGCAGUAAUAAUAGUGAUGCAGAGAAAACUCCUAAAAAGCCUCGUGUAAGGUUCAGUAAUAUCAUGGAGAUUCGACAACUCCCAUCAAGCCAUGCAUUGGAAGCAAAGCUGUCUCGCAUGUCAUAUCCAACUGUUAAGGAGCAGGAAUCAAUAUUAAAAACUGUAGGGAAACUCACUGCAACUCAAGUAGCAAAAAUCAGCUUUUUCUUUUGCUUUGUGUGGUUCUUGGCAAAUUUCUCUUACCAAGAAGCUCUAUCAGAUACCCAGGUUGCCAUAGUUAAUAUCUUGUCUUCGACCUCUGGACUUUUUACUUUAAUCCUAGCUGCAGUCUUUCCCAGUAACAGUGGGGAUAGGUUUACCCUUUCCAAAUUGUUAGCUGUUAUUUUAAGCAUUGGUGGUGUAGUACUUGUUAACCUUUCUGGAUCUGAGGCAUCUUCUGGAAGAGAUACAAUAGGUUCCCUUUGGUCUCUUAUAGGAGCAAUGCUGUAUGCUGUGUACAUAGUAAUGAUAAAAAGGAAAGUAGACAGAGAAGAUAAGCUUGAUAUACCAAUGUUCUUUGGUUUUGUAGGGCUGUUUAAUCUGUUGCUGCUAUGGCCAGGAUUUUUCCUGCUUCACUAUACUGGGUUUGAAGCCUUUGAGUUUCCCAACAAACUCAUAUGGAUGUGCAUUGUCAUUAACGGCCUUAUUGGAACAGUUCUGUCAGAGUUCCUCUGGUUGUGGGGCUGCUUUCUUACCUCAUCACUGAUAGGCACACUUGCGCUAAGCCUUACAAUACCUCUGUCCAUAAUAGCUGACAUGUGCAUGCAGAAGGUGCAGUUUUCCUGGUUAUUUUUUGCAGGGGCAAUCCCUGUAUUUUUUUCUUUUUUCAUUGCAACUCUCUUGUGUCAUUAUAACAACUGGGAUCCAGUGAUGGUGGGAAUCAGAAGAGUUUUUGCCUUUAUCUGUAGAAAACAUCGCAUUCAGAGAAUGCCAGAAGAAAGCGAGCAGUGUGAAAGUCUCAUUCCUAUGCAUAAUGUUUCUCAAGAUGGAGAAAGUUGCUCAUAGGCAAAAGGUAUGCUUAACAAAACAAACUUCAAACAAUACAAUGAAAGUUUAAAAAUGGAAUGAUGCCCAGCGAAGAGACAAUCUCCUGGAAAGUCCCUAAGGAAUCAUGUUUCAGUGCCUAUUUUGAAUUUGUAGUAAAAACAAGAAGUUUCAGUUCUUUUGAAACUCUAAACUUUUCCUCUUUCUGCUUUCAUCUGGUUUUAUAAAUGAACAACUUUACUACAUGCAUAUUGCCAUAGAGAGUCUUAGUCCAUCUAAGCAACCAACCUGCCUUAUAACACUGAGCUGGUGAAGUUACUUGACAAAAAUCAAAAAAUGAAUACUGCUAGGUGAUUCUUUUUUUUUUUUUUUUUUAAACUCACAAUUUUGUUAAAUGCUGGACAAUAUUAUUUUUUAAAAAUGCUUUCAAAUGAGUUAUGUAAAUAAGUUUGCAGGUCAUCAUUUCUUACAGGCUUUCAGAUGAAAAGCUAAAUAGAUACGUUACCUGUAGUAGGUACAAAUUAACUUUUUUAUGUUGUAUAAACUCUAUUUGCAUAUUAAUAGAAGAAAAUAGAAAAAUAAUUUAUUAAGUGCAUUCCUGUAAUUAUGGAGGCAGGAUCUUUGUACGGUUCUGGAACACUACAUAUAUCUAUUGUCUUACUCCAUUUUGAGAAGCCUUGUGAUUGCAGUGGGUGCCCAUGUUUAAAAAUCUUUUGUUACUUAACAAUCUGGAAUGUUUAAAAUUUUAGUGACUGGUAAAAUGUUUCUAAUUACAGUACAUCUGGUGUAGGUUCUCAAAAUCAACACUUACUACUUUUAAACAGACUGAUUAUGUAACCCAUCAUUAGUCCAAACUAUCUAAUAUGGAAAACUAGGUAAAAAAUGAAAGCUUUCAUGUGCAUAGCUGCCAACUUAAGGAGAUCAGAUUAAUCGCUAAAGUUUUCAGUUAGUGGAUUGGCCUACAAUAAUCUGCUAAACAAUAUGAAAGGUAAAAAUGUUUGCAUUGGUUUUCUUUUUUCCCAAUUGUAUUAAUAAAUUUAAUCUAAAACUUAUUCUUGUCCUUAUAACCUUUAUCUUUCUUCCACUUCAGUACUUCUGUCCUAUUCAAGUCUGAAAAGCUAUGAAUAAUUGUAUUCAGGAAUAUUUGUUGUUAGUCAAUGCCAUUUUCCAACUUCUGGCCUAUAAGACACUUAAACAAAAAACAGCAACAACAAAAACAGUUAAUUUUGGAUUUGGAUGAAUUUGAAUUUUUUUGUAGUAAAUAUAAGAUGGGUUUUCAGCUAACAGCAUUAUCUUCCACAUAAGACUAUUAAUAACGUAGAGGACUUCUGCUGUCCUUCCAUAUAGAUAUAAAAAGGUAACAUAUUGCAAAUGCAUUUCAAAGUUUUUGACCCUCAGUAAUGAUUUUAGUAAGAACAACAGUAUGUUUGGUGAUACAACUACUAAUCUAGAGGGAAUGCAGGAAAGCAACAUACUUACCUGUAUGUUUAGAAGGAUUGAUUAAGCAAUAGUUAGAAUUUAAUUUAAAAUUCUGUAGGUAGAGAAGGAAGAAUACUGGGAAAAUGAACUUGGGGAUGAUUCUGGUUAGAGAGAAAUACUUGCCUCUUCAUGAAAUUUUUUCCACAGUUUUUAAUAUUCUAUUACAUUGCAAAUUUCAGUUGUUACCCGAGAUGAAUAGGAAGCUUUAAGCUGAGAUAGUAAGUCCCUGUUGAACACCUGAAAUAGGGAUUAAAAAAACAAAAAAACAAAAAAACAAAAACCCAAACCCAAAGAUCAUAGUCUCAUUAAAGUUACCUAGACAUCUUAAAAUCUCAGAUUUUAAUUCCCUGAACCCAUAAGUAGAGAGGUUUAAAUGGUGGUAUGUAGAACGAACUUUAUAUUGACCCUGCUGGAAUUUUCAGGGUUUUUCUGGUAUGAGGAGUUUCUAAUACGAUUUUUUUUUUUUCUAAAUUAUGAGAAAUUGGAGGAGGUUACCUUUGCCUUUUUUGUUUUGUUAAGAAAUGCUACUAAGGCAUACUGGCAAGUGUUAAUGUCUGUUUUCUUUUACAGUUAUGUUUGAAUGAGAUCUGUCCUGAAUAUACAAUACCAGGCUUUAAGUAGGCAAGUUUGAAUCUGUUCCUUUAUAGCAACCUGGCAGUAAGGAUUUGUGGCAUCUGCAAACUAAGCCUGUCAAAGCUUUCAGUUUGCUUUCAGACAGGCAAUUACAGUAUUUUUAGGGAAUGUCACCAUACUGUUUUUUUGAAAUCAGGCAUACUGACCGAUAGAAUUGGAGCUAUGACAUAUAAGGGCAGUUGUUAUCCAUGUUUGUCCUUAUGUCCAUGUUACAAAGUUGAAGAUCAUCAUAGUAUCCUCUCUAUGUAACUUUUGUUUAGUGGCAUUAUUGCAUUAGGUAGAGAGUUUUAGAAACAAAAUAUUAGAGAAUAUUCUUCUGUUUCAGACUCCAGAAUGUUGAAUCGCCUUAGAGUUCAGUUAAACUCAAAAGGUCAAGGCCUGCCCACUGUAUUUUGUUUUUCUUUCUGAUGAUAAAUGUUGAAGUCUUUAAUAUAUUUAAUGGCAGUAAGUGACUUUUAGCAGUCCUUUUGCAUUAAUUUGCAGUGCUUAAAAAAAAAAAAAAAGGUUCCUUCCCGAAAGGCCAUGGAUUUUUAAACAGUGGUGCCCCUGUGGUUAUGAGAAAUAUGUGUUAUAAUUUUAAUUACUGAAGUUAUGACAUGUAACAUUGUUCCUGCAUUUAAUAGAAUGUGAUGAGAUUUUUCUAUAAAAUCUUGUGAUUUUUAGUACAAUAAUAUUUUAUAAAUAUUUUGUCUUAUUUGAAAUGUAAUUUGUGUAGCUUUCUAAUGGGUGCUUGAUAAAUGCACAAGAGAUUUAGCUUUGAUUCUCAGGUACCGCUGAUAUAGUGGUGAUUUUCCCCCCCCCGCCCCACCCCUUACCCCAAGUCACAACUGGAAUGUGAAGGAGCUCUCUUGUGAAAACGUUCAUUACUCUUGUGCUAGCCUAAACUGUCAUUGCUCUUGUUUCAUUUUGGGAAUGUUUUGAUUCUGACUUAUUUCUUGUAGGAAGUGCAUACACUUAAAAACAAACAAACAAAACAAAAAAAACCUUUCCUUUGAAUGUCAUUAGACGCUUAAAGAGCAGUGAUUUCCCAUGCCCACAAAAUAAGAGAAUGAAUGCUACGUGUGUUGUUCCGUCCAAUGGUUCACCUGCAAUCCUAUGAGACAACCAAGUUUUGUUUUAUUUUGUUUUUUCCCCCCUGUGUUUGGGCAGUGUCAUCCACCGCUCCCUCCACCCCUCAGGUUUUGGAGUUGUUUGUUUUUUAUGUAUGGAGGAGAUGACAGUAAUUUGCCAAAUGCCAUGUAGCAAACCUUAGCUUUCAGGGUACUGAUGCAUCUCGCAUAGUUCAAUGUACUGUAUUCUGCAAUCCGGAAUGAAGGAAAACAAGGAUUUUGGGUUUUCUAGCUUCUUUCUGCUAGGUUUUGGUCAUGGCAAAAAUGUUUUCACUACUAGGGGCUGCUGUAGAGUUAAUACUGAUUCAGCAAAGGACUUAAAUACACAUGAUAUCCAGUACUCAAGAACUGCUUGUAAAAUCUAGGGCCCCUGCAUGCCACUGCAGACCCGGAGGGCCCGGGCUUUGUGUUGUCCAGUGUGCGCUGCAUGGCUCUUGCAUGCUGGCCUUCUGCCCGUGGAAAUCAGCGUCGGGAGCGGAGGCUGUCCUACGUGUCUGAUCUGCCUCACGUGCAUGCUUAAACUUGGAGCCUGGGAGACUGAGGCACAGCCGGGUGAUCUCGCUGUGUUGCACAUGCUGAAGCACUCUGCUGAAAUCGGGUGUUCAGCAGUGGGAUUCUUCAAAGGACAAAUCGUGGUGCUGCAUGUGAUACUUGACAGUUUGCUGCUAUAUGCAUUGCAUACCUCCAUGUAACAUACUGACAACAACAGAAGAGCCUGUGAAUUACUUUUCUUGGUGUGUGCUGUUGCAAUUGCCACUUUCUCCUCUGUUAUACCCAUUGUGGUUAGGUACUGCUAUUUACCAUUCUGAUUGCUUUUAAACAGGGUGGUAAAAUGAUUUCUUUAACUCUUGAUUCCAUCUGUCUUCAUCCUCAACAUUAUCAUUCCUACACCUUAUAAACAGAUCUUAUCUUGGAGAAAUUCAGUUAUUGAACUUACGGCCAUGCAGAGGGAAAAAAUGAGUUAAAGGUCAGAUAUUGAGUGAGUUCACGGACACAAUUUCCAAUUUCACAUGGCAAUGCACCUCAGUAAGGCAGAGUAUUUGUGUGUGUUAAUAAAGUGGUAAGAAACAGCAUACUCGAAAAUCAAGAAACAUGAACUAAUAUUAAUAUCACAGUGUCAAAUGAUAUGGCUAACUACAGGAUGGUACUUCUAACAAAUAAAGAAAAUGGAUUAGAAGUUUUUAAUUAGUUACCAUUUAUGUUACAACUGUAUGUCAUAACAUAUGUAGUGCCUGCAACUUAGUAGCUAAAACUGCAUUUAAAUGUUGAUGGUUCUUAAAUAGUUUGUUGUGCAUGACUUUUAUAUAUUUUUUUUUCUUUUUUAAUCCAGGAUUGCAUUAAUGCUAUUUUCUGUUUUACACAGUUAUCUCAUGGCAUGAUUUCUCAGGGAAUAUGGAUGAUACUAUGCGAUGUAUGAGCUGAUAACUAAUUUGUCAUUUUAAAAUCAAGUUAAAACCAUUUUCAGCUUUCACUCAAACAUUUUGCAUCACAUGACUUACAUGUUGAAUUUCCUUUAAUUUAUUUGGUGAAUCAGGAUGAGGGUGUUAGUGUUUAAAGGUGGCAAUAAAAUACAUUUUGCCUAAUACUUCAUUACUUUUCAGACAAACCUGUAGUCACAAUUGACGUUGCAAUUUGUGCAUUUUUUUCCUACUUUAUUGUACUAUGCACCGUACAAAUUCAUAGUUACACUGCAGAUUUCAAAGCUGCACUCAUAUGUCAUGACAUUAACUUUCAUGGUUAGACAAUGCUGUAGUAAAACAUAAUUGAUUUUGGGGUAGAGUGCCAAUAUAAAUCUGCUAACAUAAAUAUAUUCAUUUAUAUCAUUGAAUUUUUAUGAAGUCUGUUAACUUUGGGGAUUUUUGUUUGUUUUUCCAGUAAAGUUACUUUGUUGGCUAGACUGGGAUUAGAUCCAAAGCCCACCAGAGUCAUAGACAAUAAAAUAAAACUAUGGAAAUGAAACUGUGCAGUCAGGUUUCUAUGCCUUUACAAUAUUUCCAUCUGCAGUAUAUGUUUGGAGUAGUUUGCUUUAUUAAGACUUCAGUUAUAUAAAUUUAGCGAUUUAGUGCUGUGAAACAUGUUAAGAUGUAACUGGCCAUAAAAGGUAUUUCCCUAUAGCCAACAUGCAGCUUAGUUAUUUAGAUGGUGAAUUUGUCUUGCUACAUAAUUCCUUCAAAAUCAGCAGUAUGAGAGAUGUUAAUGACUUCACUUAGAUGUAAUACUUCUAGGGGAAUUUAUAUAUCAGUAGUGACAAUGAUGCAUGUGAUUGUAGCCUUGAGGAUCAACUUCCUCUACACAGUUUCUUAUUUGACAUUUCCAUUUACUUGCAUUUAGCCAAGAAUGCAGCAGAGCAUUUCCUCUCUAGUUAAAGCUAUUGUGAUUGUAUUUUGACUGUCCUGAUUCUCUGAGUUGUUGUUAUAAAUCUGGCUUUAAAAAAAAAAAAAAAAAGUCUGUGGCAACACUAUCUGUUUAAAAAUUACGAGUGUGAUGUUCCUUGUUGCCAUGUUUAGGCCUGUUCUCACACUAUUCUCAGUUAAGGUAUUGCAUUGUUACAUUUAGUGUUAAUAGGUGACCAGACUUCUUCUGGAAUGCCUACCAUGAUGUGGUCUGCAGUAUCCAGAACUUAAUCUCGUUUUGUCAUUUCCUGCUUCUUAAAAGCACGUAAGACUUUUCUCUUAAAAAUUCUAUAGAAAGCAGCUGCUUCAUUCUGCAAAUGCUGUGUUCUUUAACUGUUACUGCAUCUUAACUCCUAAAGUUGUGUACAAUUCUCCUCUCAUUUUUUUAAUGAACUUUGGAGUGUUUUGUCUGGGAACAUGCACAAAUCCUGUAUAUCUUCCACAGAAGAAAUACAACUGGAUAUUGGAAUGGCCUCAGAAAUCAUAGUGCAGGGAUGUUUGUAUGGUUUUUGACAUAUUUUCCUGAAGUUGUUCCACAGUCUAUAAAAGCACUUUUUAUCAAGCUGAGGGGCAGCAGCCAUUUCACAUAGAACUAACUUUAUAAUAUGCAAAUUACUGUGUUGUCAAUAGAGAUACCCCUCAGUGUAUUACUGAUGUUGCCAGCCCACAAAUCUCUUCUUCCUUUUCUCUGUUUCUAUAGAUGCUGCCUCUCUCUAUCCAAAUCUGACCCUUUGCAUGUCAGUUAAACUAUAUCCUCUGCCAAAAUGAGUAAUUAAUACAAUAUUUUUAGAACUUCCUUUUUUCUUUAGCUGUGGGAACAGCAGGGGCCAGACAGACAGUAUCCCUCUCCUAUGGGACAAGAAGAAGAAGAAAAAAAAAAGGUAAAGAAUUCUUAAUUGGAGAUGAGGAAUCUUACUGGAUAGCAUUAUGGAAUCAGCUGUAAAAUCAUAGAGGUAAUGCUUACAGCACAAUUACGUACAGGAAAUGCUUGCUUUUAACUUGGCAAUAAUUGUAUAUUGGAUUGAUCUCUCUGUAGUUCAUCUUGAUUUAAUACAGAGUGUAGAUAUUUUUAAUGUCAUCAUUUCAUAUUGAAGCUGAAUCAAGCUCUGUUUAAAAAAAAGGGGGGGUAAAAAUUAUAUUUGGAGAAAUAGUCUAUAUGUUAAGUAGUUUUUUGUUUCUAUUUUUGGCUUUUUUUGUGAAGUCUUAAAGUCCGUACAAUCCAGUUGCAAAUAAAUGUUCUUCCUAUUAAUUGAAAAUCAUGAGAGGCCAUUUACACAAGGCUGUAUUGAAAGCUUAGCCACUUGUUCAGGUUGACAUUAUCUGAGUGGAAUUAGAGAAGUGUGUGGAGUAUGUGAUAUGGACAUUAGCACUGUACAGAUAAUGAAUAUAUGUUGUAAUGGUUUUUAAAUUUGUUCCUCAAGUUCUCUUUGGGAUGAGUAUUAGUAAAACAAAACUAUUUCUGAAACAUCUUUAUUUGGAUGUUUUUAUUGAUUGUUUUGUCAAACUUUUAAAUCUUUUUGUGCACUAAAAGAUGCACAAAACAAUAGUUAACUGUUUUAAUGGUCUUUAUGGCAUUUACACUUUAUACUAAAUUUCAGCUCUGUAAUUUGAAAUAAGUUUUGAAUAACAUCUGUAAAGCAGAAGCUACUCUUUUAAGAUUUUAUUUUAAUAAUUAAGACAAAACUGAAGAAGAUCUUUGCAUGAAGUGCUUAGGGUGUCCUGAUAAUUCAGAUGUUUUAAGAGCACAGCAAGUUCCAGGUAUAUAUCCUCUAUGAGACAUCUUAUGCAUAAUUUUUUAACUAUUUUCCUUAGAGAGACCAGAACCUGAGUUGCUGAUGCGUAUUGCAUUUAUACUUAAGUACCUCAUUUCAGAGUGUUUUAAAUCUUGAUCUAUCUUUGAUUUUAAAAAUGCAGCAUUUUUAUCCGAUUUCCAUUUAAUGAUAAAUGUAUUAAUGCAGAGAAAAAACAAUCAUGGCUUGACACAACGAUUUAAACCAAGAAAACAGCAGGAUGGCAGUAGUAACUCUGAAAUGAAGGUGCAUAUCUCUUCAGAAACUGUGGCUUCUGAUUCCUUCCUUUCUUCUUCAUACCAAAUUGGUGUCUCUGUUAUUCCAGAUUUAUGCUGGUGAAGUAAAGACCAGAGCUUCUCUACUUCGUUUUUGAUAGUGAAGCGUGUUUUCUGCAUGGAGUUUUUGUCCUGUCACUUUGUUUUCCGAGGGGAUUCAGUUAAAUGAAAAGUAUAGAAGAAGUAUUUUUAAUUAAAAUCAGAUUUAAGCUAUCAAUUAUUUUGAAAUUGACAGUAUGAAUAGAGGUCUAAAGAAUAGAAAAUAUAGGCAUAUAUUGCAGAUAUCAAACACUGCUUAUAUAUUUUUAACAAAAUCAAUAUGUGAUUAUUUGAAACAUGUAUAAAGAUGAAAGUGGGAAAAUUGUUCUUGUGUUGAUAGAUCAAAAACUUAAAUUCUCUUUAUAUCCAAUACCAAAACCCUAUCAAAGGGCUAAUGGGAAAAAAUGUAAUGGAUUCUGAUGAACAGCUUGUGUAAUACAAUCAAUGGGAGUGAUGUUUUUGUUCUGUAUCAUAUUUAUUAUAUGUAAGUAAAACAAUAAAGAUUACAAAUCUUGUUUUCAUAACAGGAAUAA